Messenger RNA from Umbelopsis ramanniana AG, 2051 nucleotides. RefSeq lists its product as uncharacterized. The transcript has 17 exons. Lineage: Eukaryota; Fungi; Mucoromycota; Umbelopsidomycetes; Umbelopsidales; Umbelopsidaceae. Gene Ontology annotation, molecular function: ATP binding; ATP hydrolysis activity; ABC-type transporter activity. The record is from RefSeq and is a predicted model, not a curated record. Gene Ontology annotation, biological process: fatty acid beta-oxidation; very long-chain fatty acid catabolic process; long-chain fatty acid import into peroxisome. Bases 316 to 1947 code for a protein of 543 amino acids. Gene Ontology annotation, cellular component: peroxisomal membrane.
UAGAAAGAAGGUCGGCGUCAAUGCCACAUUCUUCCGCCAAAUGGCCAAAUUGCUGCCUAUAUGCAUCCCAAGUGCUGUGUCCAGAGAAACUACCUUGUUGGCAGCUUUGGCUAUUGUCUUGAUUGCCCGUACCUGGUUGGACAUUUGGUUUUCGGCAUUCAACGGCCAAGUCGUCAAAGCUAUUGUAUCGCGCAAUCGCGAGGCCUUUAUAUCCAAAGCUAUAUUUGAGUUUGGCUUAAUGAUGGUGAGAAACUGAAUACUACCUUGCGUUGUGGUGUAUAUUCGUCUAAUUGCAGUAAACUUCUCCAGUGGCCCAUGAGUAUCGUCAACAACUGCCUAAAAUUGACCAUCAGCGCUCUGGCGUUAUGUUUCCGUGAGCGUCUCACAAAGCAUGCACAUAACCAAUAUCUAGAUGCUAUCACUUUCUACAAGAUUGCAAACUUGGAUAAUCGUUUGCAAAAUGCCGAUCAAUUGUUAACGCAGGAUAUUGACAAAUUCUCUGAAAAUCUGUCGCACUUGUAUUCAGAUAUUGCCAAACCACUUGUGGACAUUGGUCUGUUUGCAUACAAGCUGGGUGAAGCAAUCGGUGGAGAAGCCCCAGUGUUCAUGAUUGCCUAUUUCGUGAUGUCUGGAAUCAUCCUUCGUGCCUUUUCUCCUCCCUUUGGCAAAUAUACGGCUAUUGAGCAAAAGUUGGAGGGUGAUUUCCGCUUUACCCAUUCUCGCAUCAUAGCGCAUUCAGAGGAAAUCGCAUUUUAUGGAGGUGGUCAAAGGGAAAAGGAGGUAGUUGAGAGCAGCUUUAGAAAGAUCUCUCGUCAUAUCCGAAAAGUCUAUACUCUUCGAUUUGUGAAUGGCAUAUUCGACUCUGUGCUUGUAAAGUAUUGUGCCACCAUGACCGCCUACUACCUUUUGGCCAGACCUGUUUUUGAUCCACGCUAUGCAACUGAACAAAUGGGCAUGGAAGCCAGUGACCCAGCGAAGUUGAUGGAGGAUUACUCCAGGAACUCGAGUUAUCUGGUCAACUUGUCGCAGGCUGUUGGUAGACUCAUCCUUACUGGUCGAGACCUUACUCGAUUUGCUGGCUACACAUCUCGUGUGUCAGAAUUAUUUGAUGUUAUGCAAGAUGUCGGCGAAGGAAAGUAUUCUAGAACCAUGGUCACUGCAGACACAGGAGAAGCAAACCAAAAGGAGAUCAUCGAUACUACACAUUUGAAAGGAAAGGUGAUCAUCCAGGAUGGUGUCAUCAACUUUUCCCGCGUGCCCAUUGUGACACCCAACAAAGAUGUCUUGCUGAAGGAGCUUUCGUUCAGAGUCGAAACGGGAAUGAACUGUUUGAUAUCUGGACCCAAUGGAUGUGGAAAAAGUUCACUGUUCCGAAUUCUGGGUGACUUGUGGCCUUUGUGGGGUGGAACCGUCACCAAGCCAGCAGCAUCCAAACUAUUUUAUGUUCCCCAAAAGCCCUAUUUGGCUCUAGGUAGUUUCCGCGACCAAGUCAUUUACCCUGAUACUCGUGAGGACGCUCUUGAUAAGGGUUUUGACGACGAACGCUUGAUGGAACUUUUGAACGUUGUUCAUCUUGGCUACCUUGUUGAGCGAGAGGGAGGAUGGAGUGCAGUUCAGGAUUGGGCGGAAGUCUUGUCUGGCGGAGAGAAACAAAGAGUGGCCAUGGCUAGAUUGUUUUAUCACAAGCCCCAAUUCGCGAUUCUGGAUGAAUGCACGAGCGCUGUCAGUAUCGAUGUCGAAGCUAUCAUGUACCAGUAUGCAAGAGAGGCUGGCAUCACUCUCUUUACCGUGUCGCAUAGAACCUCGCUUUUGCGACAUCACGAAUACCUGCUUCGAUUCGAUGGAGAAGGCCAUUAUGAAUUCAGAGAACUGGAUCCAGAAGACACAGCUGCUGCGUUCGGAUUCGGACAUGGCAAGUCUCAAACCGCUGGAAAGGUGGAACAGUAGAAAUACACCAGUUUAGAAGCAAUGCUUGUGGGUUAUCUGUUUAAUACAUUCAACAAGGAAGUACCAAAUAUGGGAUGAACCUUUCUAGAGUAGGUUAUGAUGUC